Heterostelium album PN500 is the source of this 1320-nucleotide messenger RNA. It is a transcript of the gene bcs1lA, whose product is annotated as mitochondrial chaperone BCS1. NCBI's taxonomy places the organism in Eukaryota, Evosea, Eumycetozoa, Acytosteliales, Acytosteliaceae. Gene Ontology annotation, cellular component: mitochondrial inner membrane. Gene Ontology annotation, biological process: mitochondrial respiratory chain complex III assembly; protein insertion into mitochondrial inner membrane from matrix. The coding region runs from base 1 to 1320 and encodes 439 amino acids. Gene Ontology annotation, molecular function: ATP binding; ATP hydrolysis activity. The record is from RefSeq and is a predicted model, not a curated record. The transcript is spliced from 3 exons.
AUGAGUAUCAAUAGUGAUCAUGUGAUGAUUGUAAAAUCAUCUGCUUUUAAAGAUCUUAUUAGUUCAAUUGUUGGAUUUCUAAAUAAUAAGAAUUUAUUGUUGGGAAUCAAACAGGGUUUAGGAUUUCUUAUUGUUAGUGGCACAGUUGGUUUCAUUUCAGGUUUAUCAAGGGAUGCAUUUCGACGUGUAAAUCAAUCGUUUUUCGUUACGGUAACUAUAGAUAGUAAAGACAAGUCAUUCGAUGCACUUUUGCAAUGGCUAUCCGGUUGCGAAUCAGUAAAGACUGCCACGCAACUCAAUGCAGAAACCAUCUACAAUGCCGCUGGAAAGAAUCCACGUGUUGUCUUUGCACCAUCGUUAGGACGACAUCGCAUCAGCUAUCGUGAGCGUACUAUCUUUGUCAACAGAAUUCGUGAUUCCACCUUUGACAUGUCUUCCGGUGCACCAUUCGAAUCGAUUGAACUCUCAACUUUUGGAAACGACACAUCGAUCAUCCAACAACUCAUCGAUGAAGCAAUGAGACUAUCUCUUCAAAAAGAUGAAGGUAAAACCGUUGUUUACAUCAACAGUGAUGGUAAUUGGCAACGUUUCGGUAAUCCAAGAACCAUUAGAUCAUUAUCAUCCGUUAUAUUACCAAGUACAUUGAAAAAUAAUUUAUUAAAAGAUAUUAAAGAGUUUAUAGAUAAUGAAGAUUGGUUUAGAAAUAGAGGUAUUCCAUAUAGGAGAGGAUAUUUGUUGUAUGGUGCACCCGGUAAUGGAAAGUCGUCGUUGGUCAAUGCUAUUGCUGGUGAAUUGUCUUUGGAUAUUUGUAUAGUAUCACUUUCAACACGUGAUAUGGAUGAUAAGCAGAUUAAUUAUUUACUUAAUAAUGCACCACCCAAGUCGAUCUUGUUGAUAGAGGAUGUCGAUGCUGCUUUUUCUGUGCGUGACAAGUCUGGUGAGAAUGCAUUCCAACAGUCAAGUCUGACAUUCUCUGGUGUCUUGAAUGCACUCGAUGGUGUAGCAUCGCAAGAAGGACGUAUUCUAUUCAUGACAACCAACAAGAUAGAGCAACUCGACCCAGCACUCAUCAGAGACGGUCGUAUCGACAUGAAAAUCCACAUAGAAAAUGCCACCAGACAACAAGCACUCGAUCUCUUCUGUCACUUUUAUACAAUCAAACCAAACCAACCAGAGUUUGAACUUGCCAAACAAUUCUCAUCAAACAUUCCGCACUCAAAACAACUUUCAAUGUCACAAAUACAAGGAUUCUUAUUACAAUAUAAAAAUUCACCAGAAGAUGCAACAAAGAAUUCUUUUCAAUUUAAAGAUUCAGAAUAA